GUUCUCCCCGUGCAUGCGUGGGUUUUCUCCGGGUACUCCGGUUUCCUCCCACAUUCCAAAAACAUGCUAGGUUAAUUGGUGACUCCAAAUUGUCCAUAGGAAUGAAUGUGGGUGUGAAUGGUUGUUUGUCUAUAUGUGCCCUGUGAUUGGCCGGCGACCAGUCCAGGGUGUACCCCGCCUCUCGCCCGAAGACAGCUGGGAUAGGCUCCAGCACCCACCGCGACCCUCGUGAGGAAAAGUGAAAAUGAAUGAAUGAACUUUGAUAUGGACCAUUUGAAAAUAAACAACACGUGGUGUCUUUGCAACCAAAUGUAUGUUAUUGUAAUGAUUGCAUACGUUUACAAUUGGACUUAUACAAUUGACCCCCCCCGGUGUAAUUCAGGAACACUGCGUACAAGACUCUGAAGAGGACACAAUCACUCCACAUCGAAGCUCCUUAAAGAAAUUGCUCAAGGUCACCAACACGCACUGGAAGGAAGUUGUCAAAAACUACUACACACGCACACACACACAGUCCGAGCUUUAAUGGCCAUGAUGACUAAUAUGCGCACUUUACAGACUGAGCUUUGUGAUAAGGAGAAGAGAUGAGGGCGGAGGGGUGGGGGGGGCAGUGUGGGAGGAGGCUUCGCUCAUCAAAGGAGUGCUCAGACUCUAAUGACGGAUGGAGUAACGACCCCGAACGCCUCACAGCCUGACAGGCGGACGGCACAAGCAAAAAAGACAGGCGCCCCUCCUGAGCGCACCUUAACGAGACACUGUGGGUGUGAAAUGACGUGGCGUGAGGAGCUGCGUAGCCGUCAGUUCUGGCGGGCCAUGAUGGCGGAGCUGCUCGGCACAUUGGUGCUGGUGAGUGCUGUGUUGGGUGCAAGUGUGCCGGGCCCUGGAGAGUUCCCAGGGGGACCCCUGUACCCAGCGGUGGCAGUCGGCGUAGUGGUUGUUGCACUGGGACACUGUUUUGGGGAAAUAAGCGGAGCGCAGGUGAACCCUGCUGUCACUCUGUCCCUGCUGGCCACACGGAGGCUGGAUGUCCUCAGGGCCUUUGUCUAUAUCACCGCCCAGUGUUUGGGGGCUUCUUUGGGGGCCGGGGCCCUCUACUUGGCUCUACCCCUAAAAAGCACUGCAGACUACUUUGUCAACAGGGUGCCCAUUGAGUUGAAUGCAGCUCAGGCCCUCGGCAUUGAGGUCUUAUGCACCUUCCAGUUGGUCUUCACCAUCUUCUCAGUGGAGGACCAGCGACGAAGGGAAAGCCCAGAACCGGGAAAUCUGGCUAUUGGCCUGGCACACACUGCUGGAGUGAUGAUAGGGGCACGGUUCUCUGGUGCCAGUAUGAACCCUGCACGAUCUCUGGGUCCGGCCAUUAUCACAGGAUUCUGGGAAAACCAUUGGGUGUACUGGAUCGGACCGGUUCUCGGGGCAAUGCUAGCCGGCGUCUCCCAUGAGUUCUUCUUUGCGCAAAGCGCCCCCCGCCAGAAGCUGGUGGCGUGUCUGACCUGUAAGGACAUUGAGAUCGUAGAGGCGACCAGCAUGACCGGCUCGUCUCUGUCCACCGUCACCCAGAACGCCACCAGAGGAAAGCAGGUCCACAAACAAGACAACACCUGAGCUUAGCGCUCCGUGUGAUUGAUGCUACCUCUUAUUCGUGUUAGUAACGACGGUGCCAACGUUGUGCGAUUGUUUAUAUUUGCACAUCAUUAGAAUACAUGUUGAAAUACUCAUUGAAAUCCUGCCACGUACAAUCCUACGUUUGCUGUGUUUUUUUUUUGUUUUUUUGUUAGCAUCCUGAUGCUUUGAAAUGCUAAGGGGUCUCAAUGAUGCUCUUAGUUGCUGCUCAUUAGUCUUUGUCUCUUCUCUGAAGCUUUUUGUUUCAAUCAAAUAGAUCAUACCACACUAAUGCCUCCAUGGACCCAAACUCAUUCAAUGAAAAUAAUCCUCCUGUGUUGUUUAUGAAUAUUGGAUAGGAAUAAUUUGCCUUGUCUUAAUGUCAUACUCAGGAGUUGUGUGUUCGAAUAAAUA
This is a messenger RNA of Doryrhamphus excisus (bluestripe pipefish), 2013 nucleotides long. RefSeq names its product aquaporin AQPAe.a. Gene Ontology annotation, biological process: water transport; transmembrane transport. The record is from RefSeq and is a predicted model, not a curated record. Gene Ontology annotation, molecular function: water channel activity. Gene Ontology annotation, cellular component: plasma membrane. NCBI's taxonomy places the organism in Eukaryota, Metazoa, Chordata, Actinopteri, Syngnathiformes, Syngnathidae.